This is a messenger RNA of Acanthosepion pharaonis, 489 nucleotides long. The record is from the annotation of a GenBank genome assembly. Lineage: Eukaryota; Metazoa; Mollusca; Cephalopoda; Sepiida; Sepiidae.
AUGGCAGACGAUAAAGUGGAUCCCAACCUUUCAUACAAUAAGUUCAUUUUUAGCGUUUUCAAAGUCCUCGAUGCACCUGUGACAUAUUUCAAAGAGAAUAUUGUGACACCUCUCCACAACCGAAACAAACACUAUUAUUACCACCGUCGGUUCAAUCGGGUACCAACAAUUGAUGAAUGUGAAGUGGAUGAGCCCCUUUGUAUAUUUGAGGCAAAUGAACAGUUCAAGAGAGACAGGGGUGUUGAUGCCAACAUCUUGAAAAUCCUUCGUAGACGUAAGACAGAAUGUAUGAUGUACAAUGGACAUAACGCACCACAGAAAUGCCAAAAAGUUACUGAGGAUUAUGAAAAAGCUUCCACCAACUGGUUUAUCAAGUAUGGAGAUCUUGGUGCAGCUGCUACCGUGGUUCAUGCCUUCAUGAAACAAAAACAUCGAAUGAUUUGGGAAAGAAGGCAAAUUGAACAGGGAACAGGUAAAGUCCUACGCUGA